Tauraco erythrolophus (red-crested turaco) is the source of this 908-nucleotide messenger RNA. It is a transcript of the gene C7H9orf152, whose product is annotated as chromosome 7 C9orf152 homolog. Lineage: Eukaryota; Metazoa; Chordata; Aves; Musophagiformes; Musophagidae. The record is from RefSeq and is a predicted model, not a curated record.
AGAAGUGACCAUACUUAGAAGAAAGUUAACUUCUUCAUUUAGGAAGAUUUCAGAUGCUUCAUACUUGAUUAGCUUUUUUUGCCAACACAAUGAAGGAAAUGUCCUGUUUCUGCAUGACUUUUUCUUCCUUGUUGGAACAGAUGGUGAGGGUUUACAAAUGCAUGAUUGGUAUUUUUUCAGUGACUCAUACCUCAGAGCAACAGGCUUCAGAUCGUGAUAAGCAGCCAACCAAGAUGGAUGUAAGCUUACUUGAGGAGCAGUAUGACCAUAUAAAACAGAAGCAAAAACUGCAAUCACACAUUAUUGUAUUUAAAACAGGUGAACACGAGUCUGCUCUCCCAGAAUCAAUGGUCAAUACUGUUUUAAUUAAUAAAAAAGUCAGAAGAUCAAAAUCAGUCACAGAACAUGUUCCAGUCAGAAGGGUCACACUGGAAAUGACCAGCAGUAGCAACAUACAAGACAACUCACUGUGGCGUACCCACCUGGGAAUUCACCGCCUGGUGCAAGCCCCUUGUCAAGGAGCUUCCUGGGAUCCUUCCCACUGCAAGGACAGAUCGUGCAGUUUUGACAAUCAGAGACUGAUUUCGAAGGGGAACAGCACACUGCCACACAAGGAGUCAGAAGAAGCAUGUGAACCAUCUGCGCUCAGCCCACUGGGAAGUUCAAGCACAUUGACUACUUUCAGCAAAGAGAAUGGCAGCAACAUUUCAAGCACCUGCCAAGAGCCUCCUCUGAAAUCAGCCACUUCAGCAGUUUGGACACAUCAACAUAUUUCCUCUACAAAAUGCAUGCCAGCCUGCAACAAACUAAACUUUUACCCUUUCCCUAUAAAAAAGGGCCCAGAAUUUCUGAAGCAGCAAGGAGGCUUGGAUUAUAUGUCUCACAAUGAAGAUACUCAGUUUAAGUAA